Messenger RNA from Ustilaginoidea virens, 1563 nucleotides. RefSeq lists its product as uncharacterized. The transcript has a single exon. Bases 1 to 1563 code for a protein of 520 amino acids. NCBI's taxonomy places the organism in Eukaryota, Fungi, Ascomycota, Sordariomycetes, Hypocreales, Clavicipitaceae. The record is from RefSeq and is a predicted model, not a curated record.
AUGAAGCUCACAGUUUCGACACCCGAAGGUCCGUUCGAGUCCAUGGUUUUCUUGCGCGACCGGAUGGACUGGCCAUCCUGGAUUGAUGAUGUGAGCGCCAUUGCCAGAGCUCUGGACAUUUGGCAGUACGUGGACCCGGAUUCCCGAACCGAACCCAUGGAACCGCUCAUGCCAUUCAUGCCCUCGAAGCCGAAACCGGAACAUCUUCCCGUGAGAGAACAGGAUGAAUCGGAUAAAGUCUACGAUUUGCGAGUCGAGCGAGAACGAAACUACUACGCGCUCCUGAUGCGCGAGUACGACAUUUCAUACGAGCGCUAUCGUAUGGAUGCAACACAGUACAUCAUUCGCCUAAAUUGCCACGCUUCGCAGAAAAACGACAUUCAGAAACUCUACCGCAUCAUCUACAGAAGCGUUUCCGAAAAGUAUCAAGCCUAUCUGAAGCUAGAUAACGCAGCCACGCCCCGAUCCAUGGUGCAGUCUCUACGUGCGAGAAUCAAUCCCCCUUCAGACGAAGACAGAGCGUCCGCAGCGCUAGGAAAAUUAAACGCAAAGCUCAACACGCAGCAGCCUACGAAAGACAAGCAGGAUUUAAUCGAGGCAGUUACCCUGGCAGUAGUUGAACUGCACCGUUUGAAGUCGCCCAGCUUUGACGAGGCCACAGCUGUCAAGGACCUCGUUCGUUCGCUCCAGGCUUUUGAUAGACCCUUUGCAGAUGCUUGGUCUCGGAAAGCAGAGGGCAAUGGUGCGGCAGCUACAGUCCUGGAUAUUGUUGAAGAUUUCAAGUACCAGCUACGCAAGCAGGAGGACAAGUCUUUUGUCCCAGACACGAUGCAAAAUUCCGAAACGGUCGCGACUCACAAGCCGGCUCAAAAUGACUCGGUGACAGAGCGCAACAACAAGGUUGCCACACCUACACCUGCAAACGGACACAUUAAGGGGGGUUCCUCUCCAGCCUCUCCCGCUGGCGUGAAGGGAAACAAUGCGUCGGAACGCGCAGCGCAAGACCAACUAGUUGAUAAAAGCUCAGGCGCGCCUGACCAAGCUGUCAAAUCAGUGAAGCAACAAGCCGCUUCGCCGUUGCCGGAGAACGUCUCCAAACCCAGGGAUUCGCCAAAACCUGAGACGCUGGUCAAGGAAAAGCCGCCCACGUCAAACAAAAAGGCUGAAUCGACGUCCCUGAGAAAGGCUGUGUGCCCCGGCUGUCAACUGAGACAUCUCUUCCGCGACGAUGCUUGGUGGGAGAAUUGCUACGUGUUUUACGAGCUCAGUCAGAUUGGAGGCAUACCGUCUUAUUUUAUAGUCAAGGACAGGUUUCUGGAUCUGGUACGUUCACGACUGCAGGACUUUCCUGCUGAGUUGAAGCGAUCGCAAGAGUGGGCAAGCCGCCGGACCAAGAAGACAAAGUUGAACGAGAAAACAAACGGCAACCCUCGGGAAAUCAAGCCCGAGGGGCCGGCAACGAGAAAAACCAAGGCGAAGAACUCGGAAGAACGCGCAAAUGAUACCAUAAAGGCUAGGGCAGCUGUCGAGGAACCUGAGACAUCGGAAUUUCAACUAUGGUGA